UAUUUUUAGAGUCAAAAUAAUGUUAAAGAAUACAUGAUAUCAUCUGAUAGGAAGUUUAUUCUUUUUGCUAAAGAAAUUCAAAAGGAAUAUAGGCAUUCCUACAAAGCACAAUAUCUUGUAUAUGAUUUGACAGAUGGGCAUGUUUUUCCACUUCUAUCCAAAACACCUGCCAUAGAACUUCAAUAUGCAUCUUGGGGACCUAGUGGUAGUCAAUUAAUAUAUGUAUAUAAUAAUGAUAUUUACUAUAUACCACAAAUAACAUUGGAACCAAGCCCUUGGCAACUCACAAAUACAGGAAAAGAUGGUGAAAUCUUUAAUGGAAUACCUGAUUGGGUUUAUGAAGAGGAAAUUUUAUCAAGUAACAAUGCUAUUUGGUGGUCAGACAGUGGGAACAAAAUUUGUUUUGCUUUAUUUAAUGAUACAAAUGUAGAUAUCAUGACAUAUCAAAUGUAUGGUUCAUAUAAAGAUUUCAAUAAUGUUUAUCCUACUCCUAUAAACUUGAGAUAUCCAAAGCCAGGAAAAACAAAUCCAACAGUUACUUUAUUUGUCAUUGAUCUUUCUACAACGAAUCCACCUUUACAGAAAAUUACUCCUCCUGAAGAUUAUGUAGAUUCAUAUUACUUUACAUCCGUGAACUGGGUUGAUGACAAUAGAUUAUCUAUAACUUGGUUACGUAGACUUCAGAAUUCAUCAGUAAUUAGUAUUUGCUAUGAAAAUCAGAAAUGGAACUGCAUAAAAGUGAGUUUUAUUUGUAAAUUAUGUUAAUAAAUAAUUUAAUGUGAAAUUUUUAACAUUUCAUAAGCAUUACUAUAACAAAUUCUCAUUUACCAAACUUUUUUAAUUCUAAUUUACAUGUACAGUACAGUUCAUUCUUAUGACUUCAAAAGA
This is a messenger RNA of Centruroides sculpturatus (bark scorpion), 888 nucleotides long. Its product is annotated as prolyl endopeptidase FAP-like. NCBI's taxonomy places the organism in Eukaryota, Metazoa, Arthropoda, Arachnida, Scorpiones, Buthidae. The coding region runs from base 34 to 765 and encodes 243 amino acids. Gene Ontology annotation, biological process: proteolysis. The transcript has 7 exons. The record is from RefSeq and is a predicted model, not a curated record. Gene Ontology annotation, molecular function: dipeptidyl-peptidase activity.